Echinops telfairi (small Madagascar hedgehog) is the source of this 2269-nucleotide messenger RNA. RefSeq names its product basal cell adhesion molecule (Lutheran blood group) (gene BCAM). Lineage: Eukaryota; Metazoa; Chordata; Mammalia; Afrosoricida; Tenrecidae. The record is from RefSeq and is a predicted model, not a curated record. Gene Ontology annotation, cellular component: plasma membrane. The transcript has 15 exons. The coding region runs from base 88 to 1842 and encodes 584 amino acids.
AGGCUGCUGUUGCUGACACUCUUUCUCGGGGCGCGCCCAGGUGUCCAGGCGGAGCUGCACGUGACGGUGCCGCCCCUGGUGGAGGUGAUGCGAGGAGAUCCCGUGAAGCUGGACUGCACGCCGUCGGGAGUCCAAGAGCACUACUUACUGGAAUGGUUGCUGACAGACCGCUCUGGCACCCGCCACCUCCUGGCCUCGGCCCAGCUGCAGGGCGGCCAGCUACAGAGCACCAUGCACAACCCCCGGGGCCGCAGCCCCCCCUACCAGCUGGACCCCCGGGGACGCCUGGUGCUGGCCGAGGCCCAGGUAGCCGAUGAGAAGGAUUACGUGUGCGUGGUGAAGGCUGGGGCAGCACGCACCGCCGAAGCCACCAGCCGGCUCCGAGUCUUUGCCAAGCCAGAGCCCACAGAGGUAGAGCCCAACAAAGGGAUACUAUCUGUGAUGGAGGACUCUGCCCAGGAGAUCGCCACCUGCCUCAGUCGGAAUGGGAACCCAGUCCCCCAGAUCACGUGGUAUCGGGACGGGCAGCGCCUGAAGGUGCCCUCGGAGGUGAACCCGGACGGCUACACGGCCAGCCGGACCACUCGGGAGGCCUCGGGCCUGCAGUCCUUGACCAGCGUGCUCUACCUGCGGCUCCACAAGGCGGACCGGGACGCCAACUUCCACUGCACCGCCCAGUAUAGCCAGCCCAAGAACCGCCAGGGCCGCCUGGACAGCCCUGCCUUCAGCCUCACCCUGCACUACCCCACGGAGAACGUACAGUUCUGGCUGGCCAGUCCCUCCACCACUGAAGGCUGGGUACGAGAGGGGGACACGGUCCAGAUGCUCUGCCGAGGGGACGGGAGCCCCAGCCCUGAGUAUACUUUUUUCCACCUGCAGGACCAGCAGGAGAAAGUGCUAAAGACCAACCUGAACGGGAACCUGACCCUGGAGAAGGUGCAGCGGAACCAGAGCACCACGUACGGCUGCCGGGUGGAGGACUACGAUGUCCCCGAGGACACUGAGCUCUCCCAGACGCUGCAGCUGCGAGUGGCCUACCUGGACCCCCUGAAGCUCAGCGUGGGAGAGCAGCUGUCCCUGCAGCUGGGCAGCAACGAGAGUGUGGACUGCUCUGUGCAAGGCCUGCCCGCCCCGACCCUACGCUGGACCAAGGACGGGGCCCCCCUGGGGGACGGCCGCACGUUGUCACUCAAUUCUGUCACCUUUGACUCCGCCGGCACCUACACCUGUGAGGCUUCCGUGUCCACGGUGCCCCUGCUGAGCCGCACGCAGGCCUUCAAGCUGCACGUCCAAGGGUCACCAGAGCUGAUGGCAGAGGAGACCCCGUCCAAGGCAGAGGGCUGGCAGGAAGGGGAAGAAGUCACGCUGACCUGCGCUGCCCGCGGUGACCCAGAGCCCAAACUCACCUGGAGCCAGCUGGGCGGCAGUCCAGCAGAGCCAGGCCCCGGAGGGCAGGGUUGGGUGAGCAGUUCCCUGACCCUGAAGGUGACCAGCGCCCUGAGCCGAGACGGGGUCUUCUGUGAGGCCUCCAAUCCCUACGGGAACCCCCGCCAUGUCUUUCACUUCGGUUCUGUGGCCCCCCAGACUGCCCAGGCGGGAGUAGCGGUCAUGGCCGUGGCCAUCAGCGUGGGCCUCCUGCUCCUGGUCGUAGCUGCCUUCUACUGCAUGAGACGCAAGGGACGCCCUGGCUGCUGCCGGCGUGGAGAGAAAGGAGCCCCGCCACCUGGGGAGCCGGGACGCAGCCACUCAGGGUCCGAGCGCCCAGAGCAGACAGGCCUUCUCAUGGGAGGCGCCUCUGGAGGAGCCAGGGGUGGUAGCGGGGGCUUCGGAGAUGAGUGCUGAGCCCACAAACCUCCUCAAGUUGGUCACUGGACCCAGAGCUGCAGUGGGCAUCAGAGGACCAGCGGAUCAAAGGCCCUGCUCACGCCCCUCACGCCCACCCCAACUUCCUCCUCCCCUCCUUGGCCCUCCCUUCCUUCCUCCACCAGAGCAGCCUGCUGGCUGGGAGGAAGAGGGGAUGGGAGGGGGGCUUCCUCUGGGCAGUGUGACUCUCCCAGGCCCUAGAAUAGCUCCUGGACCCAAGCCCGGGGCCUGGCCUGAGACGAGGCCCCAAAGGGAGGCUCCACGGCCUGGGCUAUUUUUACCUCUUGCCUCCUUUGCUGGUCCCCCCACCUGGCGUCCUGCUGCACAGUCUGACACUGGAUCCCCACCCCCGCCCCACCCCUCAUCUGUGGACACUGGAGUCUGCAAUAAAUGCUGUCACAUGUCA